AUGUUAAGAUUUAGUAAUUUUCUUUUCACAAAACGUCGUAUAUCAACUGGUCUUUUUGGUGUUCCACAAUUAUCAUCACCUUCUGGAUUUAAAGAAUUUACAAAUUUAACAAUAGAAAAAUCAAAAAAUUUAGUUAGUCAAAUAAUUAACAAAGAACCCCUUAAUCUUAAUCGUCCUUAUGUUGCAUUGUUUGAUGAUAUAUCGAAUGAGAUAUGUAAAAUUGCCGAUCUUGCAGAAUGUGUGAGGUUAACACACCAUGAUGUAAAUUAUGCAUCAGCAGCUCAAGAUACAAUGAUUAAAUUUACAGAAAUAGUUGAAUCACUUAAUACUAAUUCUGAUCUUUAUAAUGCUCUUAAAAAAUCAUUAGUUGAUGACAAGGAUAAAUUAGAUGAAAUUGAUGUUAGGACGUUAGAAAUGUUUUUAGAAGAUUUUGAACAAAGUGGUAUUCAUUUAUCUGAUGAAAAAAAGGCAAAAUUUGUUACAUUAUCAAAUGAAAUUUUUCAUUAUGGUAGUGAAUUUACAAUGGGUAUGGAAAAUACUAUACCAUUAACUAUGACAGAACGUUUAAAGUAUGGUUUAAAAGAUGUUACUAAUCCAUGCUCAUUUUCACAUGAUCAAAAUGUUAGAAAAUUUGUCUACAAUAAAUAUUAUUCAUUUUCAAAAAGUCAGGAAGAAUGUUUAAGAAAUUUAAUUUAUAGUAGGCAUCAAUUAGCUCAAUUAACAGGUUAUGAAAGUUUUUCUGAAAGAUCCCAAAGAAGAAGUAUUUUAAAGGAUUAUAAAAAUGUUAAAACAUUUCUUGUUGAAUUAAUUGACACUCUUCGUCCACAAGUAAAAAGAGAUUUAGAAACAUUAUUACAUGUUUUAGAAGGUGAUUUAUUACAUAAAAAAGGCUCAAAAGUUGGAGAAUGGGAUUUACAUUAUUUAAUUUCUCGUUAUAAAAAAAAAGAAUAUGGUGGAAUUAAUUAUAGUUUUAAUCAAAUUUCUGUAAUAGAAGCUAUUAAAGGAUUUGAAGUUUUGACAAAAAGUUUAUAUGAUAUUACAUUUGAUAUACAAAAACCUGAAAAAGGUGAAAGUUGUGCUUCUAAUGUGAUAAAGUUAAAUGUUAAUGAUAAUGAAAAAUUUUUAGGAUCCAUAUAUAUUGAUGCUGAAGGUAGACCAAAUAAAUUAAUAGGUGAUUGUCAUUUUACAAUAAGAUGUGGAAAAUUACUAGAAAGUGGUGAAUACCAAACACCAAUAAUAUCAUUGUCUUUUUCAUUUUUUCAAGGAAAUAUAAAUUCAUUUGAUGAUAUAAAAAUUAGUUUUCAAGAGUUACAAAAUUUUUUCCAUGAAAUGGGACAUGCAAUGCAUUCAAUGUUAGGAAGAACAAGAUAUCAACAUACAGCUGGUACAAGAUGUCAAACAGAUAUGGCAGAAAUUCCAUCUAAUCUUAUGGAAUUUUUUGUAAAUGAUCCAAGAAUAUUGAAACAUGUCUAUAAUGAUAUAGGUGGUAAAUUUUUAUCAAAAUCAGAUAUAGAAAAAUUAAUAUCUUCAAAUAAAGCAUUUUCAUCUUUUGAUCUUUUACAACAAUCUGUUUAUUCAUUAUUUGAUUUAGAAGUUCAUUCUUUACGUUGUGAAGAUAUUAUAAAUGGAAAUAUGACUACUAGUGAUUUGUUAAAUGAGAUUUGGAAUGAAUCACUACCAGAAUUAGAACGUGACGCUUCAUCAGCCUGGCAACACAGAUUUUCUCAUUUAAUACCAUAUGGGGCAAAGUAUUAUUCAUACCUAAUUGCAAAAGCAUCAGCAUCUCUAAUAUGGAACGAUUCUUUUGUUAAAAAUCCAUAUUGCAAAGAUUAUGGUAAUCGAUGGGCUUUGGUUCAAUCACAUGGAGGUCAAUAUCCUUCAGAUAAACUUUUAGAAAUUUUUCUAGGAUAUUCACCAUCAUCAAUUCAGUUAGCUGAUGCUAUACAACGGGAUUUAUAA
Messenger RNA from Strongyloides ratti, 1959 nucleotides. Its product is annotated as Mitochondrial intermediate peptidase. The record is from RefSeq and is a predicted model, not a curated record. Gene Ontology annotation, molecular function: metalloendopeptidase activity. The coding region runs from base 1 to 1959 and encodes 652 amino acids. NCBI's taxonomy places the organism in Eukaryota, Metazoa, Nematoda, Chromadorea, Rhabditida, Strongyloididae. Gene Ontology annotation, biological process: peptide metabolic process. Gene Ontology annotation, cellular component: mitochondrion. The transcript is spliced from 2 exons.